AUGGCGUUCAAGUCGUUCAAGUACAAGUUGUACGCCAAGGGCUACCACCACUCGACGGCGACUGCUGCGCAGUCGUCGACGAGUUUCUUCGACAACGGGUACUACUACUACCAGCAGAUGCGGAACAGGCAGGUGCUGCACCAUGUGGUGCCGGAGGAAGUCGGUGCGUCCACUGCGCUGCACCCCGCGGUGGUCGCGAACAACAACUUCAACAACCUCGAGUGUGUGCUGGCGCUGCACCACGACCACGACGACUCCAACGCUGUGAACGCUGCGAGCGCCGUGACGGCUAAUGUGGCCACCGGCGACGGUACAGACCUCACUCUCGGCGGGCGCAAGCACAAGAGCAAGAACAAGCGCAUGGUGGGUCUGUGCAAGAGGAACGACAACAGCAAGACUCAGUUCGUGCAGAAGAGAUUCAUUAGCAAUGCCACUAACAUCGAGAGCCGCGCCUCAGCGGCCCACUUCACACCAGCGGAGGCACUGCAAACCGCAGACCUGCUGGAGCUGGAGAAGGAAUACAACUGGGAGAAGGACACCGACGAUGACUUGAACCCACAGACUUACCUGAGCACACACAUAGACCAGAUCAACAAACACUUCGUAAAGGGCAAUUACAACAUCAUAAACGCCCUCUAUAAGUCCCUGAAGCGCAACGGCAUCGCCAUCCAGGACCGCGAAGUCCUCACAAAAGUGCUGAUCUCUUUGGCACGCAGAGAAAUGGACGAUCUUGAUAUAGACAACAAGGUCUUCGAGCUCUUGAGUUGCUACCAGGACAUCAUCACUAAUAGAAUUAAGCCAAAUUUAGAGAUUUACAACAUAGUGCUAGAGACGUUAUUCAAGAGCUCUAUAGUGGCCUUCAAGAACAAAAAUGGAAACGGUAUCGACUUCUACAAGAUCGGUAGUGAACUGCUACAGACAAUAAUGGCUGCAAAGGACAUGAACCUAUCUAACGACGUCAUAAACUACUGUUUGCUAUCGACAAACUUGUACCCAUCCUUCAUUCAAUUAUCCGCUUUGCAACAGUACAUCAAUAUAUUACCAAACUACAAGAAGGACUCCUUUUAUUACAUUUCGUGUUUAUCUUACGCACGCCUGAAUAACGAUUUGGACUCGAUCAAGAAACUAUACGAAGACUACAGGCAGUUGUUGAUUGACGACCCAACUGACAUGUCAAUCCGUGAAGAUCAAUACAAAGUAUACUCAAUGUUUGUUUCCGGCUUAGUCGAAUGUGGUGAACUGAACUUGGCUUCCAAGUUCUUGGAAACAUUCAUUUCUAAGAUUAGAGCCGAAAAUGGUUCAGCUGAAAAUAUCUCUACUAUGCUGUCCACCUUUAUAAUUUCAGUCAGUAAGAUCGACUGCAACAAAGCCCACAUUUUAUGGUCAAAAUUCAACAGAUUGUCCUGGGUCCCAGAAUUUUCUUAUGAGUUUUAUUUGACUCUGCUGGCUAAUUGCUUUCAGGACUGGGGUCUAACAAAGAAGGUUUACGAAUAUAUGUUCCCAAUGAGGAGAGUGUUCAAGGAAAAUAGGGAAAACUUAUCAGAAUACUUAUUGUACCCUAUGGGCCUAGAAUCCGUAUUAAACUCAUUGAUGGAUUUUGCUCUGCAAUUAAAAGACACCCAAAUUGUAUUAAAACUUCUGGAAGAGGCCAUUGUUAAGGGAUUUACUUUUGAAACAGGUAUUUACCCAUUCAUUUUUGCUUACUUGAAAGAAGUCAAAUGUCCAGAAGAUUAUCUAUUACGUUUAAUCCAAAACCAAGGUGAGCUACUACUAAAAUCGGAGAAACCUGAAGAUGUGUUCAUGUUCUUUAAUGCGAUUGCAGAUAAUUUUGCUUCUCAAAGCUUGAAGAGUGCGAUCACAGAAAUGGAUCUGUUCACAGAAUCCUGCCGCAACUUUCACUUGGUUGACUCUAAUAAAAUUAAUUUCCAAGGCUUUUUAUCUAUAUUUGAAAACUCUUGGAAUUGUCCAAAAACUCACUCUAACUAUGCCAAGCUAAUACAGUUGCACGCCAUUUUAGUUACAAGACUUCUUGACUUCGAAACUUUCCCUUUGGUAGAGCAUAAUGAACACUUAUCCCAACUUAAGUUGAGAGUUAUCGAAAAGUUUCAAACUUUAUGUACAAACUACAUGAAUUUGAAUUUUGAUCCCAACCAUAUCAGCGAAACGACAUGCGAAGCACUAAGAUUAAUUGAUGCUCCUGAAAACCUAAUCAACUACUUCUCUCAUCCUGGUGAUUGGGACAAGUCCUACCCACUAUCCUUAGGGUCAAUGAUUAGAGUAUCUCCAUCGACAGGAAUCAAAGAGUACAAAAAGCUAUUGGACGAUGGCUAUUGUUUCGAUUAUGAUACUUACAAGACUUUAUUAUCAAAUAACAUGUCUGAUCUACAUAUUUGCAGACAGAUCUUAAAGCAAUUACCAAUUGAUGAAGUAGAUGAAUGCAAAUACAUCUCCAACAUCCUUGCAUUCCACGCAACCUCAACCGAAUUAACCAACUUAUUAUUGACUGACGAGAAAUCCAUCAAAUAUAUCCUACCAAAUAUGAGAGACUCAUCAAUGGUGAACUUCAUUAAAAAUUGUGGUAAUAUUGAAGUAGUUGUUAAUAGAAUCAACUUCCCUGAAAAAUUCAGAGGCAUUGCAGUUCAAGCAGAACGUAAAGAAACUAUCAAAUACAUAUAUGGUCAAUUGUUUAAAGAAAAAUGUUACCAAGAAAUUAUUGAGUAUAAUAAAUCAUGUCCUGUUUUGGAUUUGAACGUUCUCUUAAAGUCAUUUAUAAGGACUGGCGAUUAUGGAUCAUUUUUGGCACUUUUCGAUAAAUACAGAGAUACCUUGGGAUCUAAUGGCCUUGAUCUACAAGUCGAAUAUUUGAUCAACAAUGGUCAAAUUGAUAGUGCGAUCGAAGUGGUUCGCUCUAGCAAUUUGCGCACUCCCCAUAAGACAAUGGACCUCUUCAGUUUUGCAAAUUUCUUAAAGAGUUUUGAGUGCGAUGUAGCUAUGCAUAACGCACCUGAGAAUACCUUACAGUUAGCUAAUAUUUUAUCUACUCAGAACUCAUUUGCUGGAAUUCUAUCUGUGUUUGAUAUGGUUAGAAGUUCUGGUAAGCUACAAAGCAGCGAAAUCAAUCUUCCAAGUGUAAAAAAUGAGCUUUUGUCUCAAAUGUUCAAUAAUUUGGAUGAUGCAGUUUCCUUUUUUGGAAAUAUAGAUGGUAGCAUUCAAGAAGUUUUUAGAACUAAACUACAAAGUUUAUUGAGGUUCAAGGCUUAUUUAAAAUUGCCGAUUUUGUCAAAUCGUCAAAUUCACCAGUUGGUUAGCAUUUGGAGCGCAAUUGAUCCAUUUGCCAUUGAUGCACUAUUCAACAACAUUGUCGAAUCCUUUUAUCUGGAUGAUAAGGUAAGAAUUUUAUAUUUAAACGAAGGCAUUACUUAUCCUUUCAAUAUGAAUGAAUUGAAUUCAAUAAUUGACCAGAUCGCCUUUUCUUUUGCAGACAGAAAUGAUCAAGAAAACGUCCAAAAGGCAAGAACUUUUAAGAUAUUCCUAGAAACAAAUUAUAUUCCCUCCACUAUCAAAUUCAAAGAAAAUAUCGCAUAUUCAUGA
Molecule: messenger RNA, 3591 nt
Organism: Nakaseomyces glabratus
Lineage: Eukaryota; Fungi; Ascomycota; Saccharomycetes; Saccharomycetales; Saccharomycetaceae
Gene: RPM2
Product: ribonuclease P
Biological process (GO): mitochondrial gene expression
Cellular component (GO): mitochondrion
Molecular function (GO): mRNA binding
Source: RefSeq, a predicted model, not a curated record